GGCGGAAGGACAAGACCUCUAUCACCGUGUUGUAUUUUCCCAUCUCCCUUACAUGAUUCACAUUGUUUGUAUUUGGACCAAAAUUUUUAUUUUUCCUAAAAUCAUGUCGCAUGACCGGAAAAUGUUUAAAUCAAUAGUAAGAAACAGAACUGAUUCAAAAUAAAUACUAUUAAAUCAACUCAUACCAAUUUCAAAACAAUAUAUUCAUACCUUCUGAGUUGUGCUAACGUUUCGAACUUAUCGCAGAAUUCAUCUUCUGAGCGAUAGUUACACGUCGAAGAUGGAUAAAAUUCCACCACAGUACAAUUUGUUCACUUCAGACGAACCCUGGUUAUCAGAUAACAUGGGUAAUACUAAUGACGAUAGUUCUUCCGGUUCAAAUGAAGGGUACUCUACUUUUACGACGCCAGUCUCGCCAGUCGAAGGCAAAAUUUUCAACGUUGCCAAGUUAAUGGACAGACUAAGCGAACAAAUACUUCGAGAUAGAAACAAUCCGGAAAGUUACGCAUUGCCGUCAUCAUCGAGUAUGAGUUUUACUGAUAUAGAUAGCUUGCAUCCCCUCUCGGCACAUUCUCGAUUUCUAACGACGGAAAUGCCAGCCGAACUGCAGUCGAAUAACUCAUUAAAAAAACGGUCGUGGUUCUUUCUAGCUUGCUUCAAAUGUCUUGACUUUAUAAUCGAACCUCAGAGUUUUUGUUAUAUCACCUGGCUUAGUUUGGUGACGAUGUCAUAUUUAUACAACUGUUGGGUCAUACCAUUACGCAUCACUUUUCCUUAUCAAACCCAAAAAAACUUAUGGAACUGGAUGAUGUUAGAUUAUUGUUCUGAUGUGAUAAACUUACUGGAUACGUUUUUCAUAAAGCCCAGAGUAAUGUAUUUGAAAGAUGGCUUUUGGGUCCGAGAUUUGAAACUGAUCGAAGCCAACUACUUGGAUAAACUCCAAUCAAAAUUGGACAUCCUUUCUCUUAUACCAACAGACGUAUCUUGUCUGACGCCAUGGCUUAGUUCUGAUAUGUUACCGUUAAUGCGUUUGAACAGGAUUGUUAAGAUUCAAACGUUUUGGGAGUUUUUCGAUCACUUUGACAGCGUUUUAUCUUCUCCUUAUGUUGUUCGAGUGACCAGAACGUUAACUUAUAUGGUCUACUUGGUUCAUCUUAACGCUUGCGCAUAUUAUUAUGUAUCCGUCACCGAAGGACUGGCAUCAAAUAGUUGGGUAUUCAAUGGGCAGGGUAACGCGUAUAUCAGGUGUUUCUUUUUUGCCACCAAAACGGCCACGUCCAUCGGCAAAAAUCCUCACCCGGAAAACGAAGCCGAAUAUUUGUUCAUGACUGCCAGUUGGCUAAUGGGUGUUUUCGUAUUUGCCAUACUAAUCGGACAGAUUAGGGAUAUAAUUGCUACAGCAACGAGAUCUCAAACUGAAUACAGAAAACUCCAAGAUGAAACUUUAGAGUAUUUAAGAAAGCUGAACAUACCACCUCGUAUACGAGAACGUGUAGAACAAUGGUUUUCUUUUACUUGGGAACAACAAAGAACUCUGGAUGAAAACCGAAUUUUGGACUCGUUACCACAUAAAAUGAAAACUGACGUAGCUAUUAACGUGCACAUGAAAACGCUAAACAAAGUGCAACUAUUCAAAGAUUGCGACCAGGCAUUGUUGCGCGAACUGGUACUGAAGCUCAGACCGAUUCUGUACCUACCGGGAGAUUACAUUUGCCGCAAGGGUGAAGUAGGCAAAGAAAUGUAUAUAGUGAAGACCGGACAAGUACAAGUGGUUGGAGGUGAUAACGAUGAAGUUUUGGCUACACUCACAGAAGGUUCAGUUUUUGGAGAAAUUAGUCUUUUAAGCCUUUGUGGAACUAACCGCAGGACUGCGGACGUCAGAUCUCAUGGGUUCUCAAAUAUUUUUGUGUUGAGUAAAGAAGACUUAAAUGAGGCCAUAAAGUUUUAUCCAAAUGCUCAGGCAAUCUUAAAACAAAAAGCAAGAGAAUUGAUUCAACAGAAUGCUGCUCGGGAACACCGAAUAGUACCCAAUGAUCUGUUGGAUAACAUACGUGGAAAUAGCGCGGAGAAUUUGAUGAAAGUAAUUUAGAAAUAGAAUUUUUUAUUACUUAUAACUGUUAUGAAAAUAUUAAAUAUUAUUUUUCUAAUAAACGUGAAUGGUUCUGUGUGCCUGACAA
Messenger RNA from Daktulosphaira vitifoliae (grape phylloxera), 2177 nucleotides. It is a transcript of the gene CngB, whose product is annotated as cyclic nucleotide-gated cation channel beta-3. The transcript is spliced from 14 exons. Gene Ontology annotation, molecular function: intracellularly cGMP-activated cation channel activity; cGMP binding; protein-containing complex binding. Gene Ontology annotation, biological process: monoatomic cation transmembrane transport. NCBI's taxonomy places the organism in Eukaryota, Metazoa, Arthropoda, Insecta, Hemiptera, Phylloxeridae. The coding region runs from base 281 to 2089 and encodes 602 amino acids. Gene Ontology annotation, cellular component: intracellular cyclic nucleotide activated cation channel complex; plasma membrane. The record is from RefSeq and is a predicted model, not a curated record.